Messenger RNA from Hydra vulgaris (swiftwater hydra), 1142 nucleotides. NCBI's taxonomy places the organism in Eukaryota, Metazoa, Cnidaria, Hydrozoa, Anthoathecata, Hydridae. The record is from RefSeq and is a predicted model, not a curated record.
AGCAGCUUGAAAUUCAACUGUCAUUGGUAGUGAAGUACAAGAAUUAGAAAAAUCAUCAUUUAUAACACUUGCAGUCAUAAAAUCCGAGGUUGCAUAGGUUCUCAAUUUUGGAGCCUUACGAACUGGUUUAGCUUUUUUUAAGUAGCAUGGAAAAGCUUCAAAAAUGCUUGGUAUGGCACCAUACCGAACUCUCACACACGAGAGACUAGUUCUAUCCAAAGUUGUAGCAGGGUGUCUAUUUUUUGUCGCACUUUUCCUACCUAAUUUUCAAUUUUGCUGAAGUGGUCGCGGGAGACAGAGGGGUUAAAUAAACAUUGUUUACAUUUGAUUCUAAUUAAAUAAAAUUUCAGUUUUUUUUUAGAUUAAAUAAAAUGGAAAAUAAAGAUGUUGAUAAAGCAACACUUACUUCAUUAAUUGUAUCAUCUAUAGCUGCUCUAUCUGUACCACCAUUAUCUGUUUCAGCUGUUCCACCUUCCACUGAUCUAACUGUGCCAUCAUCAUCUACUCCAACUGUGGCAUCUUCAUCUGCUCCAAUUGUGCCAUCAUCAUCUACUCCAACUGUGCCAUCAUCAUCUACUCCAACUGUGCCAUCAUCUGCUCUAACUGGUUAGUAUAUAUGUUUCAACUCUGCAAUAUGAUUUUAAAUAAAAUUUAUUUUUAAGAUUGUGUUAAAUGUUUCUUGAUUUUGAUUGAUGUAUAAUGCUUUGUUAUUUUUAUUUUUUAUUUUUUAUUUUUUAGGUUGGGGGAGGGUUUUCAUUAAAAAUUUUAAUGAAAACAAGUUAUUUUUAAUGCUAGGGUGUAUCAAACCAUCACCACCGCACCCACCUCCAUCGUUAACAUACGUCUCUCAUAUAAUCGGUGGUUUAAUAUAAUUUUAUAACAACUUUUUUUGUAUAUUUAAAUUACUUAUGUCUUGAAAAAAAACUUUUUUUCUGAAAAAAAUGUUCAGUUUCAUUAGGGUAAGGUAGUGGUUUGGUGCCCCCUCUGUCCAUCCGAUACGCCCGGUGGUUAGAGUUCAACAAAAAUUUGUAGCCCACUCUCACACCUAUCUUUUGACACCAAGAUAUUUGUAUUUUGAUAAGAAUUAAGAAAGUUAUGACAAUUUAAGUGAGGAAAAACAUAAUUUUGACCACAGUUUCUUC